AUGGUGCUGGUUCCCAGCGGCACGUCGGUGCGCGUCCUGUGGGGUAUGUGGCUUCUGGCGGCGCUCAUCGUCGGCUCAGUCUACCGCUCCAACCUGAAGGCCAUGCUGAUCCUGCCGAAGCUGCGCUUGCCCUUUGACAACCUGCACGAGCUCACACAGACGGACAUUCCCUGCUUUGUUCCUGCUGGGAGCGCCCUUUUGCAUAUCAUUCUGAGUGCUCCACCCGGAUCGCAACUGCACAAAUUGCACAAGCAACUUCGUGUCUCAAAUAACGUUGAGAGGGUGGUACAGGGUAUCAUGGACGGACAGUUCGCCGUCUUCAGCAGUGAACAUAUACUAAACUUUGUCAUUCAUCUGACUUUCUCGCGUACACAAUCCUGCCCUCUGUACUAUGCUUCUGAAACCUUCUUCGGCGCAACGAGCCUCAGCCUCGCUUUCCCCAAGGGCUCUCCUCUGAAGAAGAAGAUUGACCCCAUCCUCUAUAACUUGCAAGAGUUUGGCAUCUUGAACAAGCUCUAUGAGGACGGCGUGCAAAACCUAAGGGAGUGCCUCAAACAGGCGUCGUCCAAUUCACUGCGGUCAUUUGACCUUAUCGACUUCUAUGGCAUUUUCUGUGUCUAUUUGGGAGGUGAGUCUUGCACGUGGGAUGAAUAA
Molecule: messenger RNA, 654 nt
Organism: Penaeus indicus
Lineage: Eukaryota; Metazoa; Arthropoda; Malacostraca; Decapoda; Penaeidae
Exons: 4
Coding region: 1-654 (217 amino acids)
Cellular component (GO): membrane
Molecular function (GO): ligand-gated monoatomic ion channel activity
Source: RefSeq, a predicted model, not a curated record